Molecule: messenger RNA, 8203 nt
Organism: Hirundo rustica (Barn swallow)
Lineage: Eukaryota; Metazoa; Chordata; Aves; Passeriformes; Hirundinidae
Gene: ADAMTSL3
Product: ADAMTS like 3
Exons: 34
Coding region: 1025-6403 (1792 amino acids)
Biological process (GO): extracellular matrix organization
Cellular component (GO): extracellular matrix
Molecular function (GO): metalloendopeptidase activity
Source: RefSeq, a predicted model, not a curated record
UGACCAGCUUCAGCUGAGGCUUCUGCCCACACAGUGCCUGGGGCUGCCGAAGCUCCAUUUAAGCUCUGGCAUGGCCCUCAACCCUCUUUUUAUGCUCCCUUGUGGUUUUGCUGAGCUGUGGGUCCUGGUGGCCCAUGUACUGAUUUUCUGGCCUGGUUUGUACCAGCCUGGUUUCUGGACUUGGCCUGGGCUCUCUGCACCCUUGGCUGCUCCCUCUUGCCCCAGUGUAUCUCACCUAGGAGCAGUGGGACAGGGCCACAGCCCAUGUGGCUUCUGCCCUGCAGCCUGCUCACCUGACUGGGCUCUCUGUCCCUUGGGAAGCAGCUGGCCUUCGCCACUCCUUGGAUACAGCUUGUUAGAGCCAUGGCUGCUAGGUACUCCGUUUGGCCUUUUGGCAGAUAUAUCUUGCAGAAUCUUUUUUCUCUGUAACUUCUGCUCGUACUGUUGAGUAGACCAGCAAAAACAAAGCACAUGGAUGGAAAUACAGGCUUUCCGGGAAGUCGAUACACACUUUCAGCUGAGCGGUAUUAGAAAAGUAGAACCCGGGUCCUUAGCAGCGCUCUCGCCUCUUGCGCAGCCUAUUUAUCAUAAUGUACAGACUGGGAGGAGCAGCUUGCCUCUGGUGUCCGGGCGCACCUGAAACAGAGCAGCCUGUGAGUUCAGUGGCACGGAGAGGACAGCGCUGAUGUCUCUGCGAGGUCCCAGCGAGCCUCGGCGCUGCUCCCGGCCGGGCGUGCGGCUCUCCCGCCGGUCCCGGGCUCUGCGGGCUGGUUUCAGCAGAGGGCACUCUGUUCCUAACGAUAGAGGAGCCGCCUUCCCGUGCUGGUGAGAAACCUAAACAGAUUGGAAAAGUUUCCAGUGCAACAUAUUUGAACAAACUCUUCAUCGGUUAUGUUUAGUCCGCUGGAGCAUAUUUUUAACUUCAGUGGCAGGGAUCAGAGCCCUUUCUCUACGUGCCGCUCUUAGCGGACUCGACGAAAGCUUGGAACAUCAGUGGAAGCCGUAGCGCAAAGAGCCCCGAGGCAUGAGGAUGGCCAGCCCUAAAGCCACUGGGCAGUCCUGGGGGAUCACUUGGCUUGCUUUUGCUCUCUAUGCUCAUCUACAGGCAAGAGCAGAGCAGUCCCAAGGUGCAUACUUCUUGCCUGAGUUUGCACUUUCUCCACAGGGGAGUUUUCUUGAGGAUACCACAGGGGAGCAGUUCCUCACUUACCGUUAUGAUGACCAGAACUCCAGAACUACCCGUUCAGAUGAAGAUAAGGAUGAUUCCUGGGAUGCCUGGGGGGCCUGGAGUGAUUGCUCACGGACCUGUGGAGGGGGAGCCUCCUACUCUCUGAGGAGAUGCUUGAAUGGCAGGAACUGUGAAGGUCGGAAUAUUCGAUACAAAACCUGCAGUAGUAACGACUGUCCUUCAGAUGUUGGUGACUUUAGAGCACAACAAUGUUCUGCCUACAACGAUGUCAAAUACCAGGGACACUUCUACGAGUGGAUCCCUGUGUAUAAUGAUCCUACUGCACCUUGUGCCCUGAAAUGUCAAGCUCUGGGAAAGAACUUGGUUGUGGAGCUUGCCCCAAAAGUGCUAGAUGGCACUCGAUGCAAUACUGAAUCCUUGGAUAUGUGCAUCAGUGGAAUUUGCCAGGCAGUAGGCUGUGAUCGACAACUUGGGAGCAAUGCCAAGGAAGACAACUGUGGAAUCUGUGCGGGAGAUGGCUCAACAUGCAGGCUUGUGAGGGGACAAGCUAAGGCACAUGUCUCACCAGAAAAAAUUCAUCUUAAACUGAGCCUCUUACUGGAAGAAAUGAUCUUAUAUGGGGAAGAAACUGUGAUUGCUGUACCACAUGGGAGUCGCAGUGUGAGAAUUACCCUGAAAGGACCCGCACACCUUGUUAUAGAGUCAAAAACACUACAAGGAGAAAAGGGAGAGCACAGUUUCAAUGCUCCUGGAACAUUUGUCAUUGAAAAUUCAACUGUUGAAUUUCAGAAGAGCACAGACAGGGAAAUCAUAAAGAUCCAGGGGCCUCUUGGAGCAGAUUUCAUUAUCAAGACCAGGUACUCUGGAUCAAAAGAGAGUGUGGUUCAGUUCUUCUUCUAUCAACCCAUCAGUCAUCAGUGGAGACAGACAGAGUUCUUCCCCUGCACCGUGACAUGUGGAGGAGGUUAUCAGCUCAAUUCAGCUGAAUGCGUGGACAUUCGUCUGAAGCGUGUUGUUCCUGACCACUACUGUCAUUAUCAUCCAGAGAACAAGAAACCAAAGCCCAAGCUGAAAGAAUGCAACAUGGAUCCCUGCCCUUCUAGUGAUGGAUUUAAAGAAAUCAUGCCCUAUGAUCACUUCCAGCCACUUCCUCGGUGGGAACAUAAUCCAUGGACUGCAUGUUCAGUUUCCUGUGGAGGUGGUAUUCAGAGGAGAAGUUUUGUGUGUGUAGAGGAGACCAUUCAUGGAGAGAUACUGCAAGUGGAGGAAUGGAAAUGCAUGUAUGCCCCAAAGCCUAAAGUCAUUCAGACCUGCAAUCUGUUUGAUUGUCCUAAAUGGGUGGCAAUGGAGUGGUCUCAAUGCACGGUGACCUGCGGCCGGGGGCUGCGCUACCGCGUCGUGCUGUGCAUCGACCACCGCGGGCAGCACGUCGGGGGCUGCAAUCCACAGCUCAAGCUGCACAUAAAAGAGGAGUGCAUCGUGCCAAUACCCUGUUACAAGCCAAAAGAAAAAAGUCCAGUGGAAGCAAAAUUGCCAUGGUUUAAACAGGCCCAUGAAAUGGAAGAGACCAUAACAGUCUCAGAAGAGCCAACGUUUAUUCCUGAGCCCUGGUCUCCAUGCAGUGUCACAUGUGGCAGUGGCAUCCAGGUGCGAGAUGUGAAGUGCCGGAUUCUCCUCACCUUUACCCAGACUGAGGUUGAGCUGCCUGAGGAAGAAUGUGAAGAUGUGAAGCCACCAACAGAACGAGUCUGUCACCAGGUGUCCUGUGACAGUGAUCCUGUCCCCUACACACCAGAAUUUCCUCGUGCUGAAGAUGGCAGUGUGAUUUAUGACUGGGAGUAUAUCGGGUUCACUCCAUGUUCAGCCACAUGUGUUGGAGGCACACAGGAAGCCAUUGCCAUGUGUCUGCACGUGGACACAAAACAAGGUGUCAAUGAAACCCUGUGUGACAAUUCCAAGAGGCCGCCCCCGAUGACUCGGACCUGCAACACGAAGCUCUGCCCGCCGAGGUGGCAGAGCGGCCCCUGGAGCAGCUGCUCGGCGCCCUGCGGGGUGGGGAUCCAGACAAGAGACGUGUCCUGCCAGCAGCCCGGGGAACCUGCUCCUGCUGCCCUCCAGUGCAAAGACCCAAAGCCUCACUCUUUACAGGCCUGUAACCAGGUCGAUUGUCCCCCUGCUUGGCACGCUGAGGAAUGGCAACAGUGUUCACGUACCUGUGGAGGAGGGAUUCAGACCCGCAGAGUGUCCUGUAAGCAGCUGCUGACAGAUGGAAGUUUCCUGAAACACCCUGAUGAUGCCUGCCAGGAACCCAAAUUGCCAACUAGCAAAGCAUGUGCAAAAGUUGAUUGUCCUCCUCAGCUGGUCUUUGGAGAGUGGUCCAAGUGCUCAGUAAGCUGCGGUGUUGGAAUCCAGAGAAGGAAACUUGCCUGCCAAAACCUAACAGCAAAGGGCCAAUAUGUCACAUUAAAUGGAUCGAUGUGUAGUGGUCUGUCUCCUUCACUGCUUGUAAGGUCUUGUCAGAUGAAUGCCUGCAACAAGAUCAAGCCCAAGCUUCCAGCAAAGUUCUCUGCCCACGGACCUCAGAUUGUCAGUGUUCACCGAGUUUAUAUUCAGACAAGGCCAGAGAAGCGCAUUAAUUUUACCAUAGGAAGCCGAGCCUACUUACUCCCAAAAACAUCUGUGGUAAUUAAGUGCCCUGUGCGAAGGUUCCAGAAGUCCCUUAUCCGUUGGGAGAAAGAUGGACAGCACUUAAAAAACUCCAAAAGGCUUGGCAUCACUAAGUCAGGCUCGCUGAAAAUCCACUGUCUCGAGGCGACGGACAUCGGCGCGUACCGGUGCAUCGCAGGCCCUGUGCACGAGACCUUUGUGCUCAAACUCAUCGGGACUGACAACAGGCUCAUCGAGCCCCCGCCCCUCCGAAAGCAGCCCAGCCAGGCCAGCAACCCAGACCACAACGAGGCCAGCAGCCUCGGGGCCAAAUGGCACAAGAUGAGCAAAAUGUGGCAGAUGUGGAGCAAGAAGAGCGAGCUCUACCUGGGUGACAGGCAAGUAAAUGAUGAGCCAUUCCUGCGGAACCUCGGAAGCUUUGGGAGCAACUCAGCAGAAGACUUCAGCUCUCGUGAGUUCAGUAACAAGCGGCUGGAGGCUGCAGUCCUCCAGGGCGCCUACAGCAUGGACACUGCGCAGUUCGAGGAGCUCAUAAGGAACAUGAGCCAGCUCAUUGAAACUGGAGAAGUCAGCGAUGACUUGGCGUCCCAGCUCAUCUACCAGUUGAUUGCUGAAUUAUCCAGGCCUCCGCAACCAACUACUGAAAAAUGGAAGGGGGCCCAGGAUGAGAAAGUUGCCUCAAAACUCACAGGCAAAUCGCCAAAUGAAUCUGAACAUUUCAGCACAAAAACGGUUGAUAAGUUAAUGUUUGACCAGAAGGUUCCAGUUAUUAUGAGGCAAAAGGAAAUUCCUCAAGUUUCCUUCAACAAAACAGUAACUGUACGGAUUGGAAAUACGGUUUUUCUGACCAAGAAUACUCAUGCUGUCAAUCUACUGUGUGAAACAGCUGGUAUUAGUGAAGUGAAAUAUACUUGGACAAAAGAUGGCGAGACAUUAAAAGCCUCUGCGAAGGUGAUCCUGGACACCACUGGGAAAGUGCAGAUUCGGAAUCCUACUCAAAAGGAGCUUGGUACCUAUGGAUGCCUGGUUGUUAAUGACUCUGGUUUUGAUAUGGAAACAUCACUGCUGUUGCGUGCAGAGGUGCCUGUCAUCUUGUCCUCUGUGUUAAAUAUGACAAAUCUGGAAGCCAGCAGUUUCUCAGCAGUUGUUGGAGGUACAGUUGUGGCAAGAAUCGGAGGAAACGUUUUGAUUGAAUGUCCAGUGAAAGGUGUUCCCAAACCAAAUGUAACAUGGUUGAAGAAGAAGGAUGUUUUACAAGUCAAUUCCUUCUUGGUUUCGAAUGGCUCUUUAUUUCUGAGGAAUGUUUCCUACGGAGAUGCAGGAACAUACACUUGCAGAGCAACCAAUGCUCUUGGAAAAGCUGAGGCUGCAUCUGUUCUCCAUGUAACUGAACAAAGACUUACAGAGAAUAACACUCGUCUAUUGAAGGGAAACAGAAAAAAGCGUGUCCUGAUGGCAUCUGGGAUUGGUACAAAUGUCAGUGUGGUACCUGGCGAUCCACUAAGAAUAGGUUGCCCAGUGCUGCCCAGUCACAGAAAUACAGUCCAGUGGCUCUUUGGUGAUAGUCCAGUUGAGGAAGUUAAGACCUUGGAAUACCGAACCCUGGUUGGGGGUCGUAUCCUAGAGGUGAACACCAGCUCUGGUCAAUUUGCUGGACAAUUCCAAUGUCGGACUUCAGCUAGUGCAAGACUAAUGUCAGUUUGGGUAAAUGUCAAGAAGGAAGAUUACACCUGGGAAUAUGCUGAGUGGAGUCCUUGCUCGGCCACCUGUGGGCAUUCAGGAACCCGCUCCAGGAGCCUACAGUGCACCAACACAGAGAAACAGAAAGUAAAUGAGUCACAAUGCAGAGAGCUGCAAAAGCCAGCGAUUGUUUACCAGCCCUGCAACAGAGAGGACUGCCCUCCCAGGUGGGCAGCUGGGCCGUGGUCUGAGUGCUCUGCAUCUUGUGGCAGUGGAUUUCGCCAUCGACAGCUGUGGUGUCACCAAGCCAAAGCCAACGGCAGCGCGCUGGCCCUGCUGCCAGGAGCCUGCACACACCGGGACCGGCCCGUGGCGAGGAAACCCUGCACAGGGCACGCCUGCCCAGUGGGGCCAGCACAGGCAAAAACACCGUGUUCUGGUCGCUGUGUAGGCCGCCCUGCAGGUUCCCAGCACCAUCAGUUUCUAUGUCGGCUUCAGAAUGGAUCUUCAGUGCCAAACUCUUCUUGUGAUGAAAGAAAAAGCCCUCCUGCCAGAAGGAACUGUUCUUCAGAGGUGUGUGAUGUGUACUGGAGGACAGGCCCCUGGAGGCCCUGCAGUGUUGGCUGUGGGAGUGGGUUCCAGUCCAGACGAGUGUCCUGCGUGCACAGGCAGAGCAACAAACCCGCGGCUGAGCAGUUCUGCAGAGGGAGGAAGAGACCAGUGACCUGGCAACACUGCAAUGUCACAUCCUGUGGCAAAGGCGAAUGCAAGGAUACAACUCACUACUGUACAUUUGUAAAGCAGCUAAAGUUAUGCUUAAUAGACACCUACAAAGAAAGAUGUUGCCAAUCAUGUCAAGAAAUGUAAGUCCUCUAUGGCAAGUUCAUGAUGCUGCAGUGAAGAGAUGAGAAGAGGUUCAUUAAACUAAACUGCUUGAAGUAUAUUCUUGUAAAUGAGACAUUAGUUGUAACAGUUAAAUGGCAACAUGGGGCUAAUGAAAACACAGAACUGUGGAUUGAUGUGCUGGAUAAGGUGUUGUUUCUGGGAGCUUUCAUUUUUCAUUCUUUGCAGUGGAACUUCUAGUGUUUUAAACGUGUCUGGAUUAGCAAGAUAAUAUCAUGGCAUAUCAUCUGUAAAAUUUUGCAGGCCAUAAUUUAUAAUUUUAUCAGUGACAAAAGAUUACCUAAAAGCUGCAGUGGUUACUGUCCUUAACUUAUGAGGAAGAGUCAUGAAAAUACUUCUAAAGAUUUUUGAAAUGCAGCAACUAUUGACUCCCAGGAUUUUGGUUUGUUUUUUUUUUUCAUUAUAUUUAACACAAUUUUUAAAUUUAUAGAAGCUGUGGCUUAUAGCUGUAAAAUUUUGGCAGCAGCUUCAUUUUCGUAAACAGCUUGAGCUUAAGGGUUGAUCUCACAGGAUAUGUUUUACGGAUACUAGCCCUCACAUGGAUACACAGAAGUACAUCGAAUUUUUCCUGCUUGUAUUUCUGUGCAUGCAGUAAGAAACUAUAGAUCCUUGUACAAUUUUCAAAGGAGCAACAGAUCUCUUUUGAAUAAAUGAGGUGCCAUUUUUAAUUGUUUCUAUUCUAAUUCCAGUCUCUGAAGUACAAUCGAAGUUCUGGUAUGAUUAUGCUUUUGUACUGAUAUUAAAUGAAGCUUCCUUGUCAGAGCUGUGAACAAACACUUGUGAGGACUGUUCUCUUGCACAUCAAGGCAAAUGAGGAGCCAGUAACUUGCCAAAAUAGCUGUCUAUUGAAUAAUAGAAUAAUCAUUCCAUUUUUCUCCAUUAAUGGGGAAAAAUGUCCAAGAAAGAAUUAUUAAUUAAUAGAAGAUAGACAAGUGCAAGAAAUCUAUUUUGAGCAUUUUUCCAUCACAACCAUUAACCAUCUGAGUCAUUUGCAAGUUGAUAAAUUCUUACCAUGGUAUUUCACCUGGGUAAAUUAUCUUGCGUACUGCAGAUUGUCUGACUAGGGCUUUAAGCAGAGAGGACCCCACAGGAGGCAGAAAAUAGAUGUUUUAUCCUUUUGUAGUUUCCAAACUACUGCUCAUACUGGAGGCCUGAAUGCUUACUUUGACUUGGCUCUUGUGUUCCGUCUGUGAUGGGCAGAGGGCUGGGAGUGCUGUGGGGGCAGUUCAGACACAGUGUCCUGCACAGAGGGUUUGCAUCACUGAGAAUUAGAGUAGCACUACUGUAUAGAAAGCAUUUAGGAUGGACUAUUGUGUCCAAGGCUGACUGCAAGGAGAGGAUAUUCCUGAUCAUUACCUUUUUAAUCAGCAAUGGGUCUUGAUUGUUUAAGCAGUUUUUUUUAAAUUAAACAUUUGUAAGAUACUUUUGUAGAUAUUUAUUGUCUGAUUUAAAAGUGCAAUAUUUUUUCUUGUACAGUGUUUAAUAAAGAUUUUUGGACAUAUAUUUUUUCUUAUUACCAAAAUUUCUUAUACAUGUUUUCCCUUUAUAUUUAAAGUUUUCAAAUGUUAACACAUAGCAUUUUUUGUUGCGUUAACUUUGGCUAAGUAUGCAUGCUGUACUGAAGCAGUGCUGUAAAUGUUUGUGAUUACAAUUGGCAUGACAUUCCUCUGUAGAUUAUUUUAUUGCUUCUCCAGUAACUGAAGAUUUUAGCUUCUUGAAUGUAGUUUUGAUAUUUCUGAAAUAAAGUAUAGUUUGAUUAUUCAA